AUGGCCAACAAGGCUAAGACUCUCCUGAAAUUCACACUGUGACGAGCACUCGAAAUCUUUCUUGUUUGUCCUGUUUUUCAGCUGAGCGAAAAGCGUCUGACGGCAGCUUGUCGGCCUUUUCUCUCCGCUGACCGCUCAGGUAGGUAAGUAAGACAAACAGAAGAGCAUAAUGUAUAGAUUUGUUCGUGUCGCUUUCGUGUCUCUCUCAUGUCCUCUCUGUUUCUCUGUUUCUCCGCUUCGUCGGUCAUUGCGUGGUCCCUUGGUCCAUUCAGGUCAGUCCGAGCAGCACAAGCAUCAGCACCGCCGUCACACCUGGCCCGGCCAAAGCCAAACACGCCAAGGCUGCGACGCUUCCACCAUCGUCGACGGCGUCGGGGACGCACUGGUGUGACCUCUUUAACCUGCGGCUGCCAGACCCGCCCACCGACCAUCCACUCACUGGUCUUCAGAGGUGGAGGGGAGACCCCUCCUGCGGCCCCGAUGGUGAGGCGUGCGCGGCGGUCUCUGGACUGGACGAGAGCAAGCUCGUGCCUGCUUUCGUCCCUCUGCCCGGCUCAAGGCGACAGAGCUCUGCAGGCGACCAGAGCCCGACGCUGAGACGGGACGAGACGGUAAGUGAAAGACUAAAAUCCCCCCUACCUGUCUCCCUCUAUUUGGAUGGAUGGAUGGAUGGAUGCAGGGGCGCCAUGAGCCCUGACGGGGUCACGAUGGGGUGGCACGGUCGGACGCUGACGCGUGGGGAGAGGCACCAUCACUCAUAGUCGUCGCAAUUCCUGUGUGUGUGUGUAUCUGUCCGAUUGACGCCGAUGCGCUUCAUCUGUCUGUCGGUUUGUGUCGGUGUGUGUGUGAUGCAGCGCUGGAGAGGUAGCCGCAGCGUCUGGUGGUGUCAGGCUGUCCAGACGCCGACGACGGCCCAUUCGUCGACCUCAACGGUGUCUCCGCCAUCCUCCCCUCUCUCCACAACUGCCGCCCCCGAUGGCAGGCAGCGAAUCGGACACCUGCCCACACGCAAGAAGCAACGCACAACAGCCAAAUUCGGCCAGUAAAAACGUCUGGCGUGAGCACGUCUGUGAUCGAGAUACUGACAUGCAGUUGAACAUCACAACCACUGCAGACGAGGCAGGCCAAGGACAGAAAGAUAGUAUAGGUGUUGGGUGUGUGUGCGUGUGCGUGUGUGUGUGUCUGUGUGCAGGCGUCAAUGCAGGGCUGCCAACGACGGUAGAUCCCCUGGUUCCAACGAGCAUGCCCAGCAUCAUCUCUUCCGCCCUACCGGGUCGCGAGGUUCGGUGGCAUGCCAGUCAGUCAUGCGCACCCCUGUGUUGUGCACACCGUUCCCCAUUCACUAAUGUAUCAUGCAUGUAUGGAUGACUAUCGUCAGAUGUUGGCCACGACACUGAGCAGUAUGCAGCAUGCGUCAAAUGGGGCUCCGGCGUCAGCACACCAUGGACUGAUGUCUCCACAUCGGCAGGAGCCGAAGAGGUACAUGUAGCGGGAAAAACGACAUUCAUUGAUGCACAGCCGUUGGUCCACGUCUGUGCGCGUCUUGUGUUCUGUGUGCCCCAUGCAUCACACGGCUUUGUAUGCCGUGUUUGCUGGACAGGCUUCGACGUGGCGUUGUGGGGCGUGCCAGGGGGGGAAAUUAGCGUGCGCUGACUGAUAUAUGAGACAUGCACACAGAGGGGGAGGGAUCAUUCACUGUGUCUUCCUCUGUCUCUCUGUCCGUCCGUUUGUGUGUGCAGCACGACGUGCGCCGCUUCAUCACGAACGCACUCGUAGAUAGGCUGAAGGGCAUCAAGGUCAACAAAGUGGUGAGGGAGCUGAACCUGAUGCUGCUCAACAUAGACCGAGGGGACAAGACGGAGCAGACCAUCUCGGACAUCCUGCGGCUGCACGGGCGGUACAUCGAGAACGAGACCACCAAACAAGACUACUGGGUGAGCAAAGGAAGCUCCGGUCUGGCAUGAGCACGUCUGUGUCUCUCUGUGUGUGCGUCUUCCGUGCAGAUGAACGUGACAAGGACCGACGACGAGGCAAAAGAGAGGAAAAUCGCCGAAUACUGGCAGGGUAAGUGAGCAGAGUAGUUAGUAUGUAUUGGUUUUGUGUGUGGGCGCCCACCUCUUGUGUGUAUGUGUGUGUGUCAGAGGCGGACGUGAAGGAGAAGUAGCUGACACAUGCCCCUUGGUGCAGAUGAUGAAGACGAUGCAUCGUGAGCAGCAGCCCUUUCCACGGCCGCAUUCGCCGGAGCCGCCAAGGAAACCACGGCGCCGGAGAUGGCGCAACUUCAACGUGGACAGCGGCGAUGAAGGCGAUUGCGGUGUUGUGGAAAGGAGCUGCCCGUUCAAUUGCAGCAGAGCAGGCAGUCGGCCGGUGCACGUGGGAUUCCCUCGUGCACCUGUCGGUUCCUGCUUCAGCGGCGCGUGUCGGCGCCACGUUCACGAGGACCGCUCCGCACACCCCGAGCCCCCCUCUCACCCCCCUCCCUUGCCACAGCCACACCCGGCGUUCCCCCCACCCCCACCCCAUUCGUACUUCUUCCCGCCCUCUGCUAUGACAAUGGGCAUUCAUCUGCCGCGGCAUCACUUGAUGAUGCAGCCGCCACCUCUUGCAAUGGUGGCAGCAGCAGAAGCAGCCAACGCUCAUGACCAAGUGCACUUCCUGCCCAGGUGAUUCAUGAACUUCGAGUCAAGAAUGACCCUUAGUGAGAAUCAAAGCAAUGCGUGUUGAUGUCUCAGGUUUUCGGCUUCAGCUAGAUCGCUGGCUACGUUUUAUAUCGCGGCGUCCUUUCAUCCGAAUAUGCGCUGAGUGUGGCCGACUGCUCAUCAGCUGCAUCGAGACACACACAUACUCACAGUCUCCUGAAGCAGACUGAGGACUGCAGGGUGCAGGCGGCCAGCAGAAGAGAGGGGUACGCGACAACACAGCAGAGCCACACAGUAGCGAAUGGGGGGCUGAGAACGAGCCAGGGCAUCAUGAUAUUGUCUGUGUUGUGUCUGUCUGUGUUGUGUCUGUCUGUGUCUUGUCUGUCUGUGUGUGUGUGCAGCCGCUGCGUUUGGUGCCGAGGUUGAUGACGAAGACGGCAACUACGAUGACGAAGAUGAUGACGAGCAGGAGGAGAAGGAGCCCCACCGCAGCCCAUCCUAG
Vitrella brassicaformis is the source of this 3141-nucleotide messenger RNA. The record is from the annotation of a GenBank genome assembly. NCBI's taxonomy places the organism in Eukaryota, Vitrellaceae.